AUGAAUAGUAAUCUUAUCAACCUGUCUGCAGAGCUUUUAUAGGCACAGGACAUUUAGAAAUAUUUGAUUAAAGAUGUAAUAUUAGUUAUCAAACCAAAUAGUUCAAUAGAACCACUCUGAAGUUAAGAUAUUUCGAAUAAGGAUAUAAUGACGGAAGACCAAUCUCUUUAAAUAAAGCUUACUUAGAGAGACAAGACGAUGAUGUUUACAAUGAGGAACGAAUGAGGAAGGCCAAGCCAAUGUAUAGAUUGAUGUUUGGGACAGAGUUUCAUAUCAAAGAAUUGUCAAACAGAUUGAAAGUAUUGUUGAAGGACUUAGGAGUGCAUGUGGCAGCUUAAGAUACGAGAGGAAUGAGUGGACAAAUAAACUUGGCAUUUGUGGAUCUCUUAGAGGGAAUUUACAUAAUUUAUAAACAGACUGUAAUGCAAGGAGAGGAAGGUUAGUAAGUAUUUAUGAAAAACGUAAUCAACGUAUUAGCUACAUAUAGAGGAUAUGAUUUUAUCAUUAUAGAGCCGAAUCAUAAUGAAGUUUAACUUUAAAUUCUCUAUUCAACAAUGUAUGAAGUGGAUAGUCAAAUAGACAGAAUUAUGGCUUAAACACUACAUCAAGAAGAUGAUUAAUCAAAACAAAUAAUAGAAUAUGGAACAUUUAAUGAAUUUUUAAAAAAUUAUAAAGAUGUUGUGAAUAUGGAACCAAUACAUGUGGAUUGCAAUUGGGAAAUCUAAUUUUAAGAGGAAUAGUAGUAAGAAAAAUAACAAAUUGAAGUAAUUUAAGAUAGAGACCAUAUCAAUUAUUUGUCAGAAUUUGAUAAACAAUUCCAUAAUGUUUUGGUGAAAGCAUCACCAGAAUAUUGGUAAUUGUUGGUAUUUGAUUUACUAAAAGAUUUAUGUGAUAAAACAUUGUCAAAUUAAAUAUUGGAAUGUAAAUUUUACGAUAUAUUAAAAAACGUAAAGGCGGCUUAAUAUUUAUUGAUUUAUAGAAAAGAAAUAGUAAAAUAUUUGAGUGAUAAGAAAUUCUGGGAAGUUUAGAAUCAACAAUAGAAACCAAAUUUGUAAAAUAAUGGUGCAGCUACUUCCAAUCACUAAUUGCUUGCUAAAAUUGGGAUAGAUGUCCAAUAAGAAGGAAUGUUGGGAUUAAGAAAAUAAGAAUAUACAAAUCAAUAAAAAGUGUAGACUACAUUUUAAGAAGGUUUAUUAGAAUUUGAUCCUGAAUAAUACGCAAGAAUGGAACAAUAAACCUUGGUUAGAUAUUUCCCAACUUCUACAAGGACAGAUAAAUUAGAAUAUUUAUACAUAAGAAUUGAUCCAUUACCAAAGAAACCAAUUAAGGAGGAUAAGUUGAUUCCUAUUCAUGAUCUUCCAGAAUGGGCAAGGAAAGCAUUUGAUGGAACAACUAGUUUAAAUGUUAUUCAAUCAUAAAUAUAUCCAAAAGCAUUUUUGACUGAAGAGAAUCUAUUGGUAUGCGCACCUACAGGAGCUGGUAAAACCAACAUAGCAUUAUUGGCAAUCCUCCAUGAAUUAUCUAAGAGAGUAGAUGAGAAAGAUAAAAGAUUGAAGGAUUAAGAUUUUAAGAUUGUUUAUAUAUCUCCAAUGAAAGCAUUAGCUAGUGAAAUUGUUGAAAAAUUCUAAACAAAACUUAGAUAUUUGGGAGUAAAAGUUAAAGAAUUUACAGGAGAUAUGUAAUUAUCAAAGAAAGAAUUGUAAGAAACUCAUAUUAUAUUGACAACACCUGAAAAAUGGGAUGUUAUUACUAGGAAAACAAAUCAAAUUAGUGAACAAUUAAAAUUAUUGAUUAUAGAUGAAGUUCAUUUACUUAAUGAUGAAAGAGGUCCAAUAUUAGAAUGUGUUGUUGCUCGUACACUCUAACAAGUUUAAAGAGCUUAAAGACACAUCAGAUUAGUGGGUUUAUCUGCAACACUACCAAAUUAUUGGGAUGUUGCCAUAUUUUUGGAAUGUCAUAAAGAUAGUGUGUUCUUUUUUGAUCAUACUUUCAGACCAGUACCAUUAUGUCAGAAAUUCAUAGGAUGUAAAGAACCUGUAUAAGCACCAGCUAAGGGAUAAAGAAGAAGAACUAAAAGAGAUAUCUAGAAUGAAUAAGCUUAUGAAUUAAUGAGUGAAGUAGUGAAGCAUAACAAACAAGUACUCAUUUUUGUUCAUUCUCGUAAAGAGACAGUUGUGUAUGCUAAAUGGAUAUUAGAGAGAGCAUCUCGUUUAGGCGAUAGACAUAUUAUUGGAACAACUAAAAUUAAUUGUACUAAGUUAAAUGAUACUGAAUUGAAAAAAUUGUUGCCUUAUGGAUUAGCAUUCCAUCAUGCUGGUAUGUUAAGAGCAGAUCGUAAUUCAGUUGAAAGGUUGUUUUUAAGUGGUGAUGCAAGAGUAUUGAUAGCUACAGCCACUUUAGCUUGGGGUGUUAACUUGCCUGCUUUUGCUGUUAUUAUUAAAGGAACAGAUAUAUUUGAUGUUACUCGAGCAGACAUGUAGAAUUUAUGUGUUUUGGAUGUGUAAUAAAUGUUUGGUAGAGCUGGUAGACCUUAAUUCGAUGAUAAAGGAGAAGCAACUUUAAUCACUGAUUUCAAUAAUGUAGGUCAUUACAUGGGUAUGCUCAACAAUGCCAGUUAUAUUGAAAGCAAAUUGUUAACAUUCUUGAGAGAAGCCUUAAAUGCAGAAAUAGUUUUGGGAAAUAUAACCAAUUAUACUGAAGCAUAUAAUUGGAUGUGUCAUACAUUCUUAAGCAUUAGGUUAAGAAGAAAUCCCUUGCAUUAUGGUGUUUAAAGAGCAUAUGAUGAUUUAGAAUUGGAUUGUGAUACUUUGGUGUAAGAAAAGAUUGAGUCUGCAUUAAAAUAAUUGGAUGCUUUGAAAUUAGUGAGGUAUGACACAAGGAAUCAUUUAGUUACAUCAACAGACUUAGGUAGAAUUGCAUCUCAUUAUUACAUUAAAUGUGAAACCAUGAAGGUUUUAUGUGACGAAAUGGGUCUGUCAUUCGAUUAAUAAGAGAAAUAAAAGUUCAAUGAUAAAAAUUAAUAUCAAUUGCUUAAGAUUAUAGCUAAGGCCAAGGAAUUUGAGAUGAUUAGAGUCAGACCUGAGGAAACUAAAGAAUUAUAGAAGAUUUAUGAUGAUGCUUGGGUAUUUGAUGAGGAACCUGAUGUCAGAAGUGAUUCAUAUGAUCAUCCUGAAGGUGUUAUAGAAACUUAGGAGAAAGUUAUUGCACUUAUUAGUGGAUAUCUUGCAAAAAUGAAUUUUGAAAAUUAUGCCUUGAUCAUGGAUACCAAUAUUAUUAUUUAAAACACUAUUAGAUUAUUGAGAUGCAUGUUGGACAUGGCAAUCAAGAAAAACUAAGCAUGUAUGGCCCUGGAAUUAUUGAAAUUGUGCAAGAUGAUUGAAAAUAGAAUGUGUCCCAGAUAAAAUCCACUCUUUUAAUUUAGUAAGGAAAGCUUUUAAGGGUGCAAUACUAGAAAAAUAAUGAAAUCUAAAGAUGCCUUCAUGCCUAGAGCCUGGAUAGGUGCCAUGGCUGAAUGCAGUUUGCCUGCUUAUUAGAUGAAGAGUGAAGAUGACAUAGUCUUGGCUUAAUAGUUAUCAAUUCCUACUAAUUUGGUUUCUCAAUUCAAGGCUUAUGUGAAUUAUUUACCUGAUUUGAAUAUUGAAUACAAAGUUAAACCCAUUUCAUAGACUAUUUUAUAAUUGGUAGUUUAAAUAACACCUUAAUUUGUUUUCAAUAGUAAAUGGCACUUAAAAAAUGAGCCUUUCUGGAUAUUUGUAUAUGACUCUGAAGAAUUACUGCAUUCAGAAGAGUUCUUGAUGGAAAUGGAUACCAUCAUUAGAGGCAAUAAAAUGUAAAUUUCAUUUUAUGUUCCAUUUAAUUCAAAAUGCAAGUCUUACUAUCUGACAAUUCAAAGUGAUCGAUGGGUAAUGCUAGAUGAGGAUUACACUACAGUUUAAAUAGAUCUAUCAAAUGCUUUCAUGCAAGAUGAUUAGAUCGAUUUUACUGAGUUAUUAGACUUACAACCUUUACCUAUUAGUGCAUUAAACAAUACUGAAUUCGAACAACUAUAUUAGUAGUAUAAAUACUUUAACCCUAUCUAAACCCAAGUGUUCUUUGGACUAUAUAACACAGAUGAUAACAUAUUAAUUGGAGCACCUACAGGUUCAGGUAAAACUAUCAUGGCAGAAUUCGCAAUGUUAAGAGUGUUUAAAUAAUCCCCAUAAUUCAAAGUAGUUUACAUAGCACCAUUGAAGGCAAUUGCAAAAGAGAGAUUAAAAGAUUGGACAAAGAGAUUGAAGGAUAUCAAUAAAAAUGUGCUUGAAUUAACAGGAGAUUUUACUCCAGAUUUACAAGCAUUGUUGAAGGCUCAUGUUCUAAUAACAACUCCAGAAAAAUGGGAUGGUAUCAGUAGAAGUUGGAGUAAUAGAGAAUAUGUGAGAUAGACAUGUCUAUUAAUUUUUGAUGAAAUCCAUCUACUUGGAUAAGAUAGAGGAUAAGUCUUAGAAGUUAUAGUAAGUAGAAUGAAUUCAUUAAGCUAUGAUACUAAUAAAAAAACAAGAAUGAUUGGGUUAUCAACAGCAAUGGCCAAUGGACUAGAUGUCAGUAAUUGGUUUGGAGUAAAGAAGGGCAGAUUUUAUAAUUUUAAACCCUCCUGCAGACCUGUCCCCGUCACCAUUCACUUUAAUGGAUUUCCAGAAAGAGCCUAUUGUCCAAGAAUGGCCACUAUGAAUAAGCCAGCUUAUCAAGAUAUUAAAAGAUAUAGUGAUGGAAAGCCAACAAUCAUCUUUGUGUCCUCUCGUAGACAAACUCGACUAACUGCCUUGGAUAUUAUAGCUUUGGCCAUGCAAGAAGGAAAUGAAAAGCAGUAUAUCUAAACUACUGAGUAGGAAUUAGCCUAAUUGUGUACCAAGAUUGAUGACACAUAAUUAAAAUCAGUCUUGUAAUAUGGAAUUGGAAUUCAUCAUUCUGGACUUGAUAAAAAUGAUAGAAAUAUAGUUGAAAAUCUAUUUGUUUAAGGCAAAAUUCAAUUAUUAAUAGCUACAUCUACUUUGGCUUGGGGAGUGAACUUCCCUGCUAGACUGGUUAUAGUAAAAGGUACUGAAUUUUUUGAUCCUAAACUUAAGAAAUAUGUAGAUUUUCCAGUUACUGAUCUAUUAUAAAUGAUAGGAAGAGCUGGUAGACCUCAAUAUGAUACUGUUGCUACUGCUUGUGUCUAUGUGGAAUAAAGUAAAAAGAAUUUCUAUCGUAAAUAUCUAAACUCUCCUUUCCCAAUCGAAUCAAGUUUACUCUAAGGCAUUUCAGAUCAUAUUAAUGCUGAAAUCUCCUCUGGAGUGGUUAAGAAUAAUUAAACUUUUAUUGAUUGGAUCACUUGGACAUACUUCUUCAGAAGAUUAGUCAAAAACCCAACUUUCUACAAUUGUCCAAGCACCAGUAGUAAAGAUAUACAAAAUUAUAUGAAUAACUUAGUAGCUAAUACCAUUAGUGAUUUAGUAACAUCAAAAUGUAUUACUUAAGAAGAUGGGUAAUAUGAAUCAACAUUUUUGGGCAAGUUAGCUGCUUUUUAUUAUCUCAAACACACAACUUUAAAACAUUUUGAUGAAAGAAUUUAGAAAGAGAGUCGAUUUGAAGAUCUAUUAUACACUUUGGCAUACUCUAGUGAAUUCAAUGAAGUACCCGUUAGACACAACGAAGAACAUUUAAAUGAAGCCUUAUCAAAAUUAUGCAAAUUGAAGUGUGAUAAAAACAAAAUGGACAAUCCUAAUGAAAAGGCUUACUUAUUGAUUUAAGCUCACAUUUUCAGAUUGAAAUGCCCUAUUAAAGAUUUUGAGACAGAUCAAAAACUUAUUUUAGACUCGUGUAUCAGAAUCAUAAGUUGUAUGAUUGAAAUAUCUGCCAAUAAGGGAUACCUUUAAACUACUCUUAAUAUUAUCUAUAUGUUGUAAACGAUUGUUUAGGGUUUUGUCAAAAAUGAAGAAUAAGUAUUAAUGAAUUUGCCUUAUUUGCACAAACUCAAACCAGAGGAAUGUAUCAAUAGAGUCAGGACUAUCAAGGAAUUACUGUAAUUUUUUAAUGUAAUUAUUUCAUUCAAUAUUUUUAGCUUAGAGAAUUUGAUAUUUUCCUAUAGAAUAAUGUUCAUCAAAAAGAGAGUAUUGCAGAAAUAAUGAAAGCCAUAAAUGCAUUACCUGAUGUCUAAUUAGUUUACACUAAAACUGAAAACUAAUUGAAAGUAAACCUCAAAAACGAAAGCAAACCUGAUAAUAAAGUUUAUAUUCAGAAGCUUAGUAAACAAAGAGAAGCUUCCUGGUGGUUGAUCCUUGGAGAUGAGGAUAGAAUUGUAUCCCUGAAGAAAGUGUAUUUGAGAAGCACUGCCAGCAAAGAUAUUGAUGUAGAAGAUUGGAAUAGAAAUUACAAAUUGUAUUUGAUGUCAGAUUCAUAUUUGGGAUUGGAUUAGAUCAUUGAUAUUAAAUGAAAGG
Paramecium octaurelia is the source of this 6452-nucleotide messenger RNA. Lineage: Eukaryota; Ciliophora; Oligohymenophorea; Peniculida; Parameciidae. The record is from the annotation of a GenBank genome assembly.